Molecule: messenger RNA, 1071 nt
Organism: Paramecium tetraurelia
Lineage: Eukaryota; Ciliophora; Oligohymenophorea; Peniculida; Parameciidae
Exons: 1
Source: RefSeq, a predicted model, not a curated record
AUGAUGAAUCGUUACUCCUUGUAUUUUAAAGAUAUAAAGUUGGAAGAUUCAUAUCAAAAAUAUUGGCUAGACAUUAAUAGAAGGCCUUUGUUGAAAAGAUUAGUAAUUACAACAACUUUAAUUCAGAUCACAGAUCUGAUAUAAAUUAUAGCUACAUAAUAAUACGAACUACUUAAUUGGAAUUAUGUCCUUGUUCAUUACUUAUCUCAAUUGUUUUUAAAUAUCAUCCUUAUCUUAAUUUUAAUUUAUAAACCUAAACAUGUUAGAACAGGACUUUUAGUAUAUAAUCACUUUUUUGCCACUGUAUUUGUAAUUAUUGAAUAUCAGAAAGCUACAUAUUCCAUAAACUAUUCAAAGAUUGUUUAAUUGGGUAUAAUUGGAUCAUAAUUAAUAAUAAUUUUAUCAUCUGAUUUUAUUUAAGCAGCUUAUUAAGCAAGUGUUUUCCCUUCUGUAUACAUUUUUAUAUGGUCAUAUGGUGAGGAAUCAAUUUAUUAUCCUGGAUUUGUUGCAAUGCUGUUAUCAGGAUUAGUCAUAUUAUAAGGUUUAUAUGAUCAUUAAGUAGCUUUAAGAUCAUAGUUUUAAUUAGGUUUUAUUGAUAAUCAAUGGGAAAAUAUAUUUACAUAGUUAAUUAGUGAAUAAUAUCUAAUAUUUUAUUUUGAUAAUCCUACAUUUAGUUUUUAAUUAUCGAAUUCUAAAAAUUACAUCUAUAAAAUAGAUACAACGUAAUAACUUAAAACAUAUUUAAGAGCAAUAAAAUUAAACAAAAAAUAAAAUUUUGAGUAAUUUUGUUAUGAAUAGAUUCAAAAUCAUACCAAUUUUUCAAAGGAUGAUCUAAAAUAGAAUUUGUCAAUUGUAUUUUAGGGUAAAGCUUAAAUUAUUUAAUAUUCAAUAUUUUAUAGCGCUAGACCUUUAAUUCUGUUAUAAAUAAUUUCUAAAGAUAAAUAUAGCUAUGAGGACGGAAAUAUAAAUUAAUAAAAAACUUUAAGUUUGAGAUUAAAAACUACUAAUUUUAAAUAUAAAAAGUUUAUUUAUUUUAUUAUAUCAGCCCACUUAAAAAAAAGGUGUAAAUGA